Molecule: messenger RNA, 2758 nt
Organism: Camelina sativa (false flax)
Lineage: Eukaryota; Viridiplantae; Streptophyta; Magnoliopsida; Brassicales; Brassicaceae
Source: RefSeq, a predicted model, not a curated record
UUCUUCUUUCCCUCUUAAUGCCUCUCUUAACAUUAAACACCUCUCUCUCUUUCUCUCCUCCUUCUCCUUCCUCACAUUAUAAUUUCUUCCCAAGUCAAUAUUAACAUUUAUCUAAUCAAAACGGAAGAAACUAUAUGCGAAGAAGAUGGUGAAGUUCUCCAAGGAGCUAGAGGCACAACUCAUACCAGAGUGGAAAGAGGCCUUUGUUAACUAUUGUUUACUAAAGAAACAAAUCAAGAAAAUCAAAAUCUCUCGUAAACCAAAACCGGCUUCUCAUUACCCCAUUGCUCAUCACUCCGAUUUUGGUCGAUCAAUUUUGGACCCGGUUCGUAAAUUGGCCCGGACGUUAUCGGAUAAACUUUUUUCCAACUCAGAAAAACCAGAGAUCCUCCAGGUAAGGAGAAGACGAAAUAGCUCAGAAACUGGAGAUGAUGUUGAGGAGAUUUACCAAACUGAACUUGUUCAGCUGUUCUCUGAAGAAGACGAGGUUAAAGUGUUUUUCGCAAGACUAGAUGAAGAACUAAACAAAGUGAAUCAGUUCCACAAGGCCAAAGAAACAGAGUUUUUGGGAAGAGGAGAGAUUCUCAAGAAACAGUUGGAGAUUCUUGCAGAACUCAAACAGAUCUUAAGUGAUCGGAAGAAGAGAAACUUGUCUGGAUCACAUCGCUCCUUCUCAUCUUCUGCUCGAAACUCUGAUUUCUCAGCAGGGUCUCCUGGAGAACUAAGUGAGACACAAAGUGAAGCGUCAAGAACUGAUGAAAUAAUAGAUGCACUUGAGAGGAACGGUGUGAGUUUCAUAAACUCUGCAACGAGGAGCAAAACAAAAGGAGGCAAACCAAAAAUGUCUCUUCGAGUCGACAUCCCCGACGCCGUGGCUGGAGCCGAAGGUGGCGGUGCAAGAUCCAUAGCCACUGCCACUUCUGUCCUGUGGGAAGAGCUCGUCAACAACCCAAGAAGCGGCGGAGGAGAUUUCAUCAACCGGAAAAAGAUUCAAUGCGCCGAGAAGAUGAUACGAAGUGCCUUUGUUGAGCUCUACAGAGGUCUUGGCUUGUUAAAGACUUACAGCUCGUUGAAUAUGAUAGCUUUUACAAAAAUAAUGAAGAAAUUUGAUAAGGUUUCUGGUCAGCAAGCAUCAUCAACUUAUCUCAAAGUCGUAAAGAGAUCGCAAUUUAUCAGCUCUGAUAAGGUGGUAAGACUGAUGGACGAAGUGGAGUCCGUAUUCACAAAGCACUUCGCCAACAAUGACAGGAAAAAGGCCAUGAAAUUCUUGAAACCCCACCAGACUAAAGAUUCUCACAUGGUCACUUUCUUUGUUGGAUUGUUUACGGGUUGCUUCAUCUCAUUGUUUAGUAUUUACAUAAUACUUGCACAUCUUUCUGGAAUCUUCACCUCUGGUGCCCAAGUCUCUUAUAUGGAGACUGUCUAUCCUGUUUUCAGUGUUUUUGCGUUGCUGAGUCUACACAUGUUCAUGUACGGAUGCAAUCUGUUCAUGUGGAAGAAUACGAGGAUAAACUAUACGUUCAUCUUCGAGUUUGCACCAAACACAGCGUUGCGUUACCGGGACGCGUUUCUGAUGGGAACCACAUUCAUGACCUCGGUCGUGGCCGCUAUGGUCAUCCACCUCAUACUCCGCGCCGCCGGUUUCUCAGCCAGUCAAGUUGAUACCAUCCCUGGCAUACUUCUCCUGAUCUUCAUUUGUGUCUUGAUUUGCCCUUUUGACACAUUUUAUCGUCCAACAAGAUUCUGCUUCAUUCGCAUCUUGCGGAACAUUGUUUGCUCACCUUUCUACAAGGUUUUGAUGGUUGAUUUCUUCAUGGCCGAUCAACUUACUAGCCAGAUUCCAUUGCUGAGACAUCUUGAGUCAACUGGGUGCUACUUCAUGGCUCAAAGCUUCAAAACACACGAAUACAAUACCUGCAAAAACGGAAGAAUCUACAGAGAACUUGCUUACUUAAUUUCUUUCUCACCUUACUUCUGGCGUGCCAUGCAAUGUAUAAGGAGAUGGUGGGACGAAUCAAACAGUGAUCAUCUAAUAAACAUGGGAAAAUACGUGUCAGCGAUGGUUGCAGCCGGAGUUCGCAUAACCUACGCGAGAGAAAGCACAACCUUGUGGUUAACCAUGGUGCUUGCGAGCUCUGUUGUGGCCACCAUUUAUCAGUUAUACUGGGACUUUGUCAAGGAUUGGGGUCUUCUAAACCCUAAAUCCAAAAAUCCAUGGCUAAGGGACAAUUUGGUUCUCCGGAACAAGAACUUCUACUACCUCUCCAUUGCGUUGAAUUUGGUGUUGCGAGUUGCUUGGAUCGAGACUAUAAUGAGAUUCAGGGUCAGCCCUGUCCAGUCUCAUUUGCUAGAUUUCUUAUUGGCUUCCCUUGAAGUCAUUCGUCGAGGACACUGGAACUUUUACAGAGUGGAGAAUGAGCAUUUGAACAAUGUUGGCCAGUUUAGGGCAGUGAAGACCGUACCAUUACCGUUCCGUGACAUGGACUCAGACGGUUAAACAAAGAUAAGGGUUUUAUACUUUGGAGGGUUUAAGUCUUGAACCAAGUUCCAAGGAUAUGAAGGAAGCAUUUCGGAUUUUGCAUCGAUGUAACCAUAUCGAGGAAUAACCUUUGGGAAACUCUCGAAAUUGCCUAACCAAUUUAUCCUUUAAAAUAUGAAACAUGGGGCUAAUGAAUUCUAGAACUGUUAAACCCUCCAAAGUGUAAAACGAACAUCACAAUUUAACUUCCUAGUUUAUAUAUUGAUUUCUGUAAAUUUU